CGCGCAGUCCGAGACCAUGCUGUAUUUCAAAGUUUUAAGCUUUACCGCAUUAUACAAACACAAAUACGAUCAUUCGUUUUGUUUUGGAUCACACUUCUUACGACACCAGAGCUCUGCCUCAGUGAAUGGUGAUCGAGUCAGUUCACACGCAACCAUCCAGCAGAAGAGCCACGAAACGGUGUUCAUCCGCGAUCGGUGGGAAGGAGAAGUUAGGCACACAUGUUCUAGAGGUGAUAAUUUAUUGAUCACGGCAUUAGAAAGCAUGGCACUGGCAAGUGAAAAGGAAAGUGCCAAAUCGGAUGUGCAAACUCGAACAAAAACCACGGCUGCAAAGCACAAAGAAAGUGAUGUUACAUCAGGAAGCAAGAAAACUGAUCUGACCUGGUGGAUCGUGUUUGGAGCGAUACUGGCGCUAACGCUGGGAACACGAUUCUACAAUGUGACGGUACCGGAUCACGUUUGCUGGGACGAAACCCAUUUCGGCAAGAUGGGCAGCUGGUACAUCAAUCGGACGUUUUUCUUCGACGUUCAUCCACCGCUGGGCAAGAUGCUGAUCGGAUUAUCUGGAUACCUGACGGGGUAUGAUGGAAAGUAUCCGUUUGACAAGCCGGGUGAUAAGUACAACGGGACGCACUAUGAAGGCAUGAGAAUCUUCUGCACCGCCCUGGGAGCGGCCAUCGUGCCGAUGUCCUUCCACACCGUCUGGGACAUGACGGGAUCGCUGACUGCGUCCGCUUUCGGUGCCGCCUACAUCCUGUUCGACAUCGGCAUGCUCAUUUUGAACCGUUACAUCCUGUUGGACCCGCCGUUGAUUUUCUUUAUGACGGCUUCCGUGAUGGGUAUGGCACGCGUCACGAAACUCACUCGGGAUCAGCAGAGUUUCUCGCGUAGUUGGUGGACUUGGCUGUGCUUCACGGGUGCUAUGCUGGCGUGUACGAUUAGUGUAAAGUUCGUGGGAUUGUUUGUUGUGCUGUUGGUUGGAUUGCAUACCGCUAGUGACUUGUGGGACGUGCUUGGAGAUUUGGCUAAGCCGGUGUCUUACACCGUAAAGCAGUUGAUAGCUCGAGCAAUGACACUGAUUGUCUUACCGAUAAUUCUGUACGCCACAUUUUUCUACAUUCAUCUGCACGUACUGAAUCACAGUGGUAGUGGAGACGGCUUCUACAGUUCAGGAUUUCAAUCCAACUUGGUUGGAAAUUCGCUGUACAAUGUGUCGAUGCCACGAGAAGUAGCAUACGGAGCCGUAGUUACUUUGAAGAAUCAUAAAACCGGGGGUGGAUAUCUACACUCGCACAACCAUCUGUACCCGAAAGGGUUUGGCGCCAAACAGCAACAGGUGACGACCUACAGCCACAAGGAUGAAAACAACAAGUGGUUGAUAAAGCCCUACAACAAGCAAACGGUGGAUAAUGUUACUUUGGUAAAGCACGGAGAUUUGAUUCGAUUCGAACACAUGCAGACCAAGCGGAACUUGCACUCGCAUCGGGAACAAGCUCCAGUUACGAAAAAGCACAUGCAAGUCACGUGCUACGGAGAGGAAGGACAAGGCGAUAGCAAUGAUGUUUGGCAAGUGCAGAUAAUCGGCGGAAAGGAUGGUGAUAUAGUGGAAACUGUGACGAGUCGUUUGAUAUUCUACCACUACAUCGAACGAUGUGUGCUGACGACAACGGCUAAACAGUUACCCAAAUGGGGAUUCGAACAGCAAGAAGUAACCUGCAAUCCAAACAUACGGGACCGGAGUGCGGUUUGGAAUGUGGAAGAUAAUCAGUUCGAUAAAUUACCAAGUGUAAACUUUCAAGUCUACGCCCCGGGAUUCAUCAGUCGCUUCUUCGAAUCACACGCAGUGAUGCUUCAAGGUAACUCCGGGUUGAAGCCAAAAGAAGGCGAAGUGACCAGUCGUCCAUGGCAAUGGCCCAUUAAUUAUCGGGGCCAGUUCUUCUCAGGGUCGGAUCAUCGUGUCUAUUUGCUAGGAAACCCAAUCAUUUGGUGGAGCAACUUAGUAUUUUUGGGAUUGUUUAUUGCUGUAUUCUUUGUGGAGGUCAUAAAAUACCAGAGAAACUCAGGAACUCUGCAAAGUGGCCAAGCAACCAGUACUGUAGAAGAAUAUAAAUGGCGUUCAUUGCGAGCAUCUGCCUGGCUCUUCGGGGGUUGGCUACUGCACUACUUACCGUUCUAUGCAAUGGGACGAGUUCUUUACUUCCACCACUACUUCCCGGCCCUGGUAUUCAACUCAAUGCUGGCAGGUGUGAUGCUGGACUACCUCACAGUGAAGCUUCCCAGCUGGCUGCGGCACACGAUCCUGGGGGUGGCACUGGCUGCUCUGGUCUACAGCUUUGCCCUCUUCUCCCCGUUGGCGUACGGUAUGAGUGGACCGUUUUCGCAUGAACCCAACUCGACGUUGGCCGGACUCAAGUGGAUGGAUACGUGGGAGUUCUGAAGCACACGCGGUGCUCUUACCAGCUGCUAUAGCUGGACCGACCGACCAACCGACCGUACUCGAGAUUUUGUUCUCUUUAUUUGCUGGUUUAUUUUCUUAUAUUCCGCUCAUGUUAUCAGCAAGUAGUGCCAACGGGCGUAAUGAUUUGUCGAUACUUUCUGCGAGAAGAAGAAUUUUGCGUUUAACGUUCUGUUUAUAGAAAAGACAAUCUACCUUUAAUAAAGAAAUACUCAAAGAUAGCUAAAUAACAGGAAAGCUUUUCUAUUACAUU
This is a messenger RNA of Aedes albopictus (Asian tiger mosquito), 2708 nucleotides long. It is a transcript of the gene twisted, whose product is annotated as protein O-mannosyl-transferase 2. Gene Ontology annotation, cellular component: membrane; endoplasmic reticulum. The transcript is spliced from 9 exons. Gene Ontology annotation, molecular function: dolichyl-phosphate-mannose-protein mannosyltransferase activity. The record is from RefSeq and is a predicted model, not a curated record. The coding region runs from base 17 to 2437 and encodes 806 amino acids. Lineage: Eukaryota; Metazoa; Arthropoda; Insecta; Diptera; Culicidae. Gene Ontology annotation, biological process: protein O-linked glycosylation via mannose.